This is a messenger RNA of Ruditapes philippinarum (Manila clam), 3283 nucleotides long. RefSeq names its product putative ankyrin repeat protein RF_0381. Lineage: Eukaryota; Metazoa; Mollusca; Bivalvia; Venerida; Veneridae. The coding region runs from base 181 to 2319 and encodes 712 amino acids. The record is from RefSeq and is a predicted model, not a curated record. The transcript has 23 exons. Gene Ontology annotation, molecular function: protein binding.
GAGAUAAUGAAAUUAUUUAGUGGUGUUCAAUAUUUUGGUUCCAUGAUACCUUAAUAUUUUUUUUAUUGUUGUUUACAGUGGAGACGAAACUUUUUUAGUCGAAACAUUGUCUACAUAAUCUUUGACAGAAUGUGAAGUUUUUGCCAUAUAUAAUCAAAGCUGAUACCAUAGGAGGGAAACAUGGCGGGACAAAUGUGGGAUUUGGCUGCGACCCCUAUUGGUCAAGCAAUACAAGCAGGAGAUGUGGACGAGCUAAACAGACUUGUGAAAGCUGGAGAAAAUAUUCUUUUUAAAGACAGAAAACAGAACACAUUUCUGCACUAUGUAUGUACCAUGUACAGGCCAAUUAUAUUCUACACUCUUGUGGCUCAUGGCAUAGAUAUCAGUGCCCAAAAUAGACAUGGAAAUACCGCAUUACAUGUAACAGCAUUACAGCAUGAAGCUUGUCAUGUGGCCGACCUAAUGACCUGCGGCAUUGAUCCAGCCAUCCAGAAUAAAGAUGGAAAAACAGCUGAGCAAUUGAGUACACAAAAUAGGUACUGGCACAUGAUCUUUGAGAAAUAUAAGAGGUUAUUCGGGGCAGGCUACAAUGAAGGUCCGGGCAUAUUCCAUGCUGUAAAAGAACAUGAUAUACCAAAAAUUCAUCAGCUUCUUAGAUGCUGGAUCAGAGUGGAUUGUAAAUAUAAAAAACAGACGCUUAGACAGUAUGCCGCGUGUUUGAAGUUUCACGAUAUAGUAGUGAUUAUUGAUGAACAGAAAGCGACGACUGAUAUGAUAUAUGGGGUGUUUGAAGGAAACCAUAACAAAGUGAAAGAGGCGUUGAAGAAAACAAGAUGUAGGGUAAACUUCCUGAAUGAGAUUUCUGUUAAGAAGCAUAUACUACAAUAUUGUAUCAAGUUCAAGGACUUGCAGUUUGUACAGAUGUUAUGUGAUGCAGGUGCCGAUGUAAAUACCAAGAUACGAGUCAAUAACUAUUUCAUGGGACCAUUAUUUUUUGAAGCAUUUCACAAGGACGUGCCUAUAGAAAUUACUUGGUAUAUACUGAAAUCAGGAGCUGACUUCACAUUGAAAGAUGAGAGAGGGAGGACAGCCUUUAUGUAUGCACUAGAUAAAUGUAAUGGAAACCUGCCCAUUGAGAUAUUCCAAUACAUGUUGAAACAAGGCGCUGACAUUACUGUGAGAGAUUGUACUGGCUGUAAUCCACGAGAUAUUGCAAGAUUUGCAAGGAGGAGAGAUGUUGUUGACCUUAUUGACAAGCACUAUAUCAAGAUAUUACGGAGCUCGGAUAUGGAAUGUCUAAUUGAGAUGGCAGUUUGUGGUUAUGACAGUUUGAUGAUCACACACAAUUACAGGGAUACAUUUAUAUAUGCGUCAGGCAAUGAAUCCGAUGAAGUUCUGAAGUUUACACAGUGGCUGCCAACCUUCCAGGAAGAGGUGAAGGAGAUACAGGAUGUGAUAAAAGAUGGUGCUUUGAGAGAGAUGAGAAGAGUCUUUGAGUAUUCUCACACACCGGAACUUAUUAUAAGAACCAGGGAUAAGGCCAUGAGAACACCCCUCAUGUUAGCAGUACUGUAUCAAAGAGACGAUGUAGUGCAGUUCUUCCUGAGCUCACCAUAUGAUGUUGAAAUAGAUGGCCAAGAUUGUUGUAACAGGACAGCCUACCAUUUUGCUUGUUGUUCAACAUCUGAAGUAGGUAGAAAGAUACAAGAAUACUUGAUUGAUGCAGGAGCUGACACAACUCUUCAAAAUGUGAGAGGAGAGACAGGUGAAGAGUUUGGAACCAAACGUGGCCCGGAAUUUUUAGAGAAAGAAAAGAAAGCUUGUUACGGCAUGGUCCAAGAACUGGCAUGCGCUGAUAAAUAUGAAGAAUUGAGGAAAAUAGUUCGUGCUAAGAAGAAGGGUUUGUUUGAGUUCCAGGAAUUUAUUCGAGGGUAUAGAUUUCCAGUUAUAGGAUUAUGUAAGGUGUUAUCUCCCUUGAUGCCAGCUUAUAGGGACCUGAUAUUUCUUGCCAUUGACUAUGGGAAACAAGACAUAGCAAGACUCUUAGCAAAUCUUGGAGCAAAUUUAUCAAGGUGUGAAAAAUAUGAGAGAACAAAUGAGGAUGGGUCGAUAGAAACAAGGGUUUACACCCCAGCGGAGAGAGCCGAACAUCUAGGAAUGUCAGAAUUAGGUCAAUGGUUAUCGGAGCGUGAGAAAAUACAACGAGAGAAAUUGAAACACCAUAUACCACUGUUACCUCGUAGAACUAUUCAGACUCAUUUUAAUUCACAGUUUAAGCAAAUAAAACCAAGUGUGUUUGUUACACAGUCUGUUAUGUAAUGUGAGAUAAUUUAAGAAUUAUGCUUACUUUAUGAUUUCCUUAAUGGAAAUGAGUUUUAAGCAUUUAGAAUGGAUAAUAUUUGUUUUUGAGUAAGUGCUACUGAAGGAUGGUGGUGAAAUAUGAAGAAUAUUUUUACCUACUCACAUUACAACAGUUAUUUUUAUUGAUACCAAGGGGACUGACUAUAGCAUGUUUCUGUUGUUUGGUGUUUUGUUGUUGUUGUUUUUUUGCAUGGGUGGGGAGAGAGAAAAUACUAUCUUUUUUACAGGGGAAAAUUUCACUUUCAUUAUGGUUUGGGGAAAUGGCCUGUAUUUGGUAGUAAAUUGGAUAGAAAAUCACUGUGAGCUUUUUCUACUCAAUUAAAGCUGGAAAGUUGCCAAAAGACAACAAUUGUGUCACCAAGCAAAAGGUAAUAAAUAUUUGAAAUUGGGAUACAUGAGUUUAGUAAAUUAGUAUUACAUGUAUAUUUAUGGGUCACUACCACAUGUUAAAGAUAUCUGUUAAAUAUAUUGUUAGAGUGAUGUAUGAAUGCCUGAGAAAUGCAUAACUUUUUGUUUCUUAAAAGUUUUGUUUUUGGUGUACCAAUAUUGUUUCCAAAAAGUUACUCAUUUGCCACUAUCUUGAACCAUCUUUUUCUUCUGUUGCCUUUUGCCAAUUAGUACAGCUAAAAUGGUUUAGUAUUUUGUAUGGAAGUGAAAAUACUACUUUGUUUACAUUUUGCUACCUGUUUGAAAAAUAAUAACGCAGUUCAGUACUUUCUUUUAGUAAUAAAAAAAGCAUUUAACAUGCUCUAAACCAUUCAUUCAUCCAUUCAUGUUUGCCCUUUUUCAAGAUUUCUAUCCAGUUCUGACGCAUAAUGCACAUGUGAUAGCACUUAAGUGAUAUUUUUUUUGAGUGAUUGUUUUUGAAUAAUAUUUAAUACUUGUAUUUGGUUUUAAAAUCAUUUUUAAUAAAAAAAAAAUU